ACCACAGGAAGCACCACACCCAUUUUCAUCCGAUCGCUUUGUGUGCUUUAUCAUUCAUUCAUACAUCUGAUCUGAAGGCUUUGGUUUGUGUAGCAGCAGCAGCAGCAAUCAAGAUGAUGGAAGACUCAGUGGACGCGACGUCUACUUCAGUGUCCAGUAUUGGUUCGUCGUCAGAUGACUCUUCUGGUGGAGCCUCUCCCCAAAUGGGCGGUGGUGUGAUUCCUCCUUCCAUUGCUACCGCAGGCAAUGGGAUGCCAUCGGAAAAGACCUAUCAUGAUUUGGAGGCGUGGUUGAUGAAACUGAGCAAUGGCAUUCCGUUGGCGGAAACCGAAGUGAAGAGUCUGUGUGAUUUGGCCCGUGAAACACUGCUGAACGAGUCCAAUGUCCAACCAGUCCCUGCACCCGUCACCGUCUGUGGUGACAUUCAUGGUCAGUGGCAUGAUCUCAUGGAACUCUUUCGCAUUGGAGGAUCUGCUCCAGACACCAAUUAUCUCUUUAUGGGAGACUACGUCGAUCGAGGCUACUAUAGUGUGGAAACCGUCACCAUGUUGGUCUGUCUCAAAGUCCGAUAUCCCGAUCGGGUCUUUGUCUUGCGGGGCAACCAUGAGAGUCGCCAAAUUACGCAAGUCUACGGAUUCUACGAUGAAUGUGUCCGCAAAUACGGGAGUGCCAAUGUCUGGAAAAUGUUUACCGACUUAUUCGAUUAUUUCCCACUCACGGCGUUGGUAGAACACUCCAUCUUUUGCCUGCAUGGAGGACUCAGUCCCAGCAUUGAUACCCUCGAUCACGUCCGACAAUUGGAUCGCGUCCAAGAAGUACCGCACGAAGGACCCAUGUGUGAUCUCUUGUGGAGUGAUCCCGACGAUCGAAAUGGAUGGGGUAUUAGUCCUCGUGGUGCUGGAUUCACCUUUGGUGUCGAUAUUUCACAGCAAUUCAAUGAACGCAAUGGAUUGGGAUUGGUCAGCAGAGCACAUCAGCUCGUCAUGGAUGGAUACAAUUGGAGUCAUGAAAAGAGUGUCGUGACCAUUUUCUCGGCUCCCAACUAUUGCUACCGAUGUGGCAACCAAGCCGCAAUCAUGGAAGUGGAUGAAAAUUUACAAAAGACGUUUUUGCAAUUUGAUCCGGCACCACGACGAGGAGAACCGCAUAUUGGAAGAAAGACACCCGAGUACUUUUUGUAAUACUACUGCCGGUGUAGGAGCAUGGAGGAAUGGGUCGGAAUGUAAUCAAAUGAAUUCCAUAACAUUAUUAGUAGUUUGAAUUGACCCAGUC
This is a messenger RNA of Seminavis robusta, 1272 nucleotides long. NCBI's taxonomy places the organism in Eukaryota, Bacillariophyta, Bacillariophyceae, Naviculales, Naviculaceae. The record is from the annotation of a GenBank genome assembly.